AUGGUUACAGUAACUGGUGUCAAUCUUACGGUUCUUCGUGAACAUGAUCCACAAGGGCGAGAUGUUGAAGUUUUUCACCGGCAUCUGUACUCUUCUGGAAAUGUGGGUCCCACCUCUAAGGGAAGUGUGGGAGCGGAGCUGGCUGAUGGCCUUGUAAUCAAAGAAGGGGAUUAUAAGCUGGUGAAGACUUGUUUAAGUGCAUUCGUCGCUACUCAUCUCCAUUCAUUGCUUCGUACCGAGGGAAUUAAGAGUUUAGUAAUUUCCGGGGUUCGAACUCCGAAUUGCAUUAGACAGACUGUCUUUGAUGCAAUAGCUGUGGACUACCAGCCUGUCACUGUCAUCUUUUAUGCCACUGCUGCUGCUACACCUGACAUACAUGUUGGUAUGUAUUCAUUGAUAGCUUGA
This is a messenger RNA of Populus trichocarpa (black cottonwood), 405 nucleotides long. Its product is annotated as probable inactive nicotinamidase At3g16190. Lineage: Eukaryota; Viridiplantae; Streptophyta; Magnoliopsida; Malpighiales; Salicaceae. The record is from RefSeq and is a predicted model, not a curated record.